AAUUGGCCGUCUGCAAGGACGUGGCCAGGGGACGCCCAGAUGUUUUACCAUCCUGUGGGGGGCUUCUCUCAUGUCCCUGCAUGGAAAACUGGAGCUGACAGAUGGGAGCUCAUUGUGUCUCGCAGAUUCGAGCCACUGACUUUCAAGUCUUCAGAUGACAGCAUCAGACCUUUUACACCAGAGCAAGCCAAAGAAAUUGUAAUGUCUCUCCAGAAACCUGCCGUCUUCUGCAACAUGACUUUUGACUGGCCAGUACUUCAUUGGAAUGUUUCAUAUCUUGCUAAUCUAUUUAAAGGAAAGAGAAUACGUUUUAGAAUAGGAAAAAAGGAUAUGGGGACAGCUCCUCUGUUUGAAACAGAGUGCAGUUAUGUAGAAGCUACACUUGAAGAGUUUCUUGCCUGGAGUGGAAGACGGCCUUCUUGCUCUUCUGGACCAUUCAAGGCUUACGAUUUGCAUAAGUACUGGACUUAUGCUGACUAUAAGUACAUUGCUCAGUUGUUUGAAGACAAGCCAGAGCAUUUCCAGGAUGUAAUAUGGUCUGAUUUUGGAUUUGAGGGACGCAAUGGAAGAGAUAGUACUUUGUGGAUUGGCUCAAGAGGAGCAAACACUCCAUGCCAUUUGGACUCCUAUGGCUGCAAUUUAGUGCUACAAGUACAGGGAAGGAAAAGGUGGUAUCUCUAUCCUCCUGAAGAUUCCAGUUUUCUUUGUCCUACCAGAUUUCCCUAUGAAGAGUCCAGUGUUUUCAGCAAAGUCAACGUAAUCGAUCCUGAUUUGAGAAGUUACCCACAGUUCAAGAAAGCACAGGCCCAUGUAAUGACGCUUGAGCCUGGCCAGGUGCUGUUUGUUCCCAGACACUGGUGGCAUUAUGUAGAAUCCAUUGACCCCAUCACUGUUAGCGUAAAUUCUUGGAUUGAAUUGGGUGCAGAUCAUGAAGCCCGCGUAGAAGAGGCAAUAACUCGGACACUGAUAUGUGCAGUCAAAUCAAUAGAAAACCCUGCUGCGUCAGAUGCCUGGCUCAAUCCUACUGAGGUUGAAAUAACAUCUCAUGAAACCAACCUCAAAUACUUAAAUGGAGCUGUUUCUGCAUAUUUAGAGCAUAAGAAGACCAGUACAAUUGAACACAGACUUAGUGGAUCUCAGGAUGCUGAAGGGAUUCUUCAAGACCCAUGUAAAAAAAGGAAAAUCCAAGCAAACCCAGAAGCACAGGACAUAAGAGUCAAGCCCUGUGAAUCUCAUCUAGCGAGAAUCAAAACAAAAAACAUGGGGGAAAAUCCCUUUGGACCAAAUCUCUUGCAGGUUUUACCACAGUCUCAGAAAACACAUGCAAAAGAAAUAGCUGAGCAGAGCUCCCAAGGCCUUUUUAGUGGAAAUGAUGGACGCUUUGGAAAAUUGCACCCUGCAGGGAACACAUUUGGAAAGGAUAGUGAUUCCAGGGCAUUUGUUGAUCAGAAGGAUACAAACUUGAGUGCUGACUCCCCCAAAACAGUCAUUAGCACAAAUGAUUUGCUAGACUGUGUGUUGCAUCCCUGUGUUGUCAGUCUAAUGGCUCAUCUUUUGCUGGAAAGAACAAGUGUUUAACAUUCUAUGUAUUUCCCUUUCUGAAAAAUAAAGGCUUAAUAUCAAA
Molecule: messenger RNA, 1624 nt
Organism: Anolis sagrei ordinatus
Lineage: Eukaryota; Metazoa; Chordata; Lepidosauria; Squamata; Anolidae
Gene: HSPBAP1
Product: HSPB1 associated protein 1
Molecular function (GO): 2-oxoglutarate-dependent dioxygenase activity
Source: RefSeq, a predicted model, not a curated record